GGCCACCCAGAGCGGCAUUUACCAACUCGGCCAUGGCGGCAGCACCGCCUAUGGAAAAGUACCAGCGCAAGCUGGACAAGGCACUGCGCAAGCUCCACUCGGCAGAAGCGAACGACGAUGCGGAAGACAUGCUGUCGCUCCGCAUGAAGGUUGAAAAGUACGAGCGCAAGCUCAAGCAGCUCUCGACAAAACCCGACCACAAGGACGAGGUGGUCGACAAGUCUGGGAUGUCUCUGCUGCUCUUCUACGCAUAUGUGGAGCCUGCGUGGACACCUGUGCGUCACAAAGAAACGCUGCAUUGGGCAGAAGACCUCCUAAACUCGCUUGGGGUGACCGGUCGUCUCCGAGUGUCUCGAGAAGGCUUCAAUGGGACUCUGACCGGUCCGUACGAUGGGAUCCGUGCAUUCACAGACGCAAUGCGAGAGAGAGACAACGGAUACUUUGCCCACAUGAACAACCAAGACGACUUCAAGAUCACGGACAACCUGCCCGAAGGCCAAGCAUUCCCAAAGCUCAAGGUGUUUGCCGUCACCGAGCUCGUCAACUACGGCUUGGGUGUGGACAACGCCCCAAGCGUCAACAAGGGCGGCGUGCAUUUGGAGCCCAAGGAUUACCACAAGAAGCUGCUCGAGGACAACACGGUCGUCAUCGACAUUCGCAACAGCUACGAAGCUGAUAUUGGGCGAUUUGCGCCAGCGACGGGAGCAGAAUAUAUCGAUCCCAAGAUGCGAGUCAGCACAGAGUUCCCGGCAUGGGCGAAAGAAAACAUCGAGAAACUCAAGGACAAGCAGGUGCUCAUGUACUGCACGGGCGGCAUUCGGUGCGAGCGCGCGUCGGCGCUCUUUCGAAGUCUCGGCCAUGAUCGCGUGUUCCAGCUCAAGGGCGGAAUCCACAACUACCUGACCGAGUACGCAAAGGAGGGCGGGGGCCACUGGAUCGGAAAAAACUACACGUUCGACAAGCGGUUCGCGCAUGGAGCGGUGGAAGACGAGAAGAAGGAAGCCGAGGCCGAGGGCGAGAUCGUCGGCAAGUGCGUCGCAUGCCGAAAGCCAUGGGACAAAUAUCGGGGGCGGAAGCGGUGCCCUGUGCCGUGCGGGGUCCCGCUCUUGCUCUGCAACGAAUGCUUGGCGGCAGACGUGUCAGCCAAGUGCUUUUUAUGCCAGGAAGAUGACGAAAUCGGAAAGAAGGAGCGAUUCAACAAGCGCCAGCAUUACAACGAGCUCGCGCUCAAGGCCAAGGCAGCCGAAGUCCCGGUACCAACCUGCAAGAAGGUCGCCGUUCACGCGUGUGGAGUGUGCAACGAGUCGUUCACCAGUCGCAACGGUCUUUUCAAACACGUCCGCGCCACGGGCCAUGCGAAUCGCAAGGCAAAAAAGCAGAAAACCACCGCAUAAUAUAUAGCCAACUGGUUGGAUGCUUCAA
Messenger RNA from Aphanomyces invadans, 1422 nucleotides. RefSeq lists its product as hypothetical. Bases 33 to 1394 code for a protein of 453 amino acids. Lineage: Eukaryota; Oomycota; Saprolegniomycetes; Saprolegniales; Verrucalvaceae. The transcript is spliced from 3 exons. The record is from RefSeq and is a predicted model, not a curated record.